AUGGUCCCACAGCCCUUCAUGCAUUUAAGGCUCCCGCGUCAGCCAUCCGAGGAGCGCGGAGUCCUGGCGUGCUUGGCGCUUGUUAAAAGCACGCGAUUGCGCGAGAUGGCUGGGAAGGCGGACGCGGGUGCCAAGGACAGGCGACUGUGUAUGGCCUUCUAUGUGGGUCACCGAGCCAUGGUUAUCCCAGAGCUUGCUGCUGGGGAUGGAAUGCUCAUCAAAAUAGUCGCUGUGUCUCAUCCAUUUCUUACCCACUUCCUCAUAUUCAAAGCUCCUUCAGCAUCCCGUCUCCAGAGAAAGAGGAUAAAUCUCACCGACUCUCUCUGCUCUUCCUCAGGGGCAGGUGUACCACUACCUGGGGAGCGACCGGCUGGCGGAGAAGACGCUGUUGGACGCCAUCAAGGUGGAGCCCCACGACCACCACUCAUGGGAGGUCCUGGGCGAGGUGAUGGCCAGCCUGGGCCAGCUGGACGCCUCGAGCAAGUGCCUGGCCACCGCCAUCGAGAUCGAGGCCAAGGCGCCGAUCCUGCCCUUCACCUCCAUCCCCUUCUGCUACGAGUGACGAGGCCCAGGGCGCGCGCCUCCUGCCUCCUGCUAGUUCCUGUCGCGCUCGGGCACCUCGGGACCGGCUGCUCGUGGCUCGCCCUCCUCGGCAGGCGUCGAGGCCCUCCGCCGCCUCUCUGCUCCCGUCCCCUGGCGCCUGUGCUUCGCUUUCCCUCCUCAUCCUCCUCCUCCUCCUCUUCCUUCUCCCUCUCUUCCUGUUCCUUAUGCUCUUACUGCAUAACCUCUUCUUACUGCCUUGUUCCCUCUUCCCUCUUCCGUCGCAGCCCGUCAGCCCACGACUCCCGCCCGGUGUGCUCGCCCGCCCUCUACUGUACCCUGUAGCUGUGAAAGAGAUGCACAGUUUGAUGUUGAUUAUGCCAUGCCUUAGUAGUGUGUACAGAUGUGUACAUAUUUCUAGUCAAGGAAAACGUACAACGCAAGAGAGAAAGAGAGAGACAGAGACAGACAGAGUCAGACAGACAGACCGUGAGAUAGACAGACAGACAGACAGUGAGACGAAUGCCUGCGCUUGAGUGAGUGAGAGAGAGUAAGUGUCGCAAGGAGGAGCGAGAGCGACGUAAGGAGGGCAAGUGUGGGGCCGAGGGCGGCGGGGCGGGAUCCCGACUGCGGACGCCAAUUAGGCCCAGGGAGGGAGGGGGGGAAGAGGCGGGGGGAGGCGAGAUGGCCACAAGCAACUGUCGCCCUUAUUGGUCUGUGCUUGUAUUGUCGCCUGUGUUGUCGUUAUGCAGGUACACACACCAUACACCACAUCACAUCAAACUAACCCUACACUACACUACACUACACACCACAUCCCACUACACUAUGUACACUACACAUGUGUAUGUAUGUAUGUGUGUAUGUAUAGCCUACAUAUGUCUUGGAGCAUUUUAUCGAAACUGGAGAUAUUUUUAUGAUGUAGUAUGUCCUGGAUUUAGUUACAGUAUAUAUAUAUAAUGGAAAUAGUCUGUUUAUAUUAGUGUGUAUAUCAUUGGUAUUGUACAUUUCAUGGCACGCAGAUAUAGCAAGACAAUGAUAUUCCAGGUGACCCUCUUCUGGCACUGUGUCAGAUUAUUCCUGUGAUGGUUACUGUAAAAACAGUAUUAUGGGAUUUGUUAUCAAGUUGUAGGAUAAGUGGCGUAUUAUACUUACAUUGUUGCAAAUUAUGAUUGUGAAAUGACAAUGAUAAUAUAAUAAAACAAGUGUGUCA
This is a messenger RNA of Penaeus indicus, 1753 nucleotides long. RefSeq lists its product as uncharacterized. Bases 1 to 885 code for a protein of 294 amino acids. NCBI's taxonomy places the organism in Eukaryota, Metazoa, Arthropoda, Malacostraca, Decapoda, Penaeidae. The transcript has 4 exons. The record is from RefSeq and is a predicted model, not a curated record.